Molecule: messenger RNA, 267 nt
Organism: Phytomonas sp. EM1
Lineage: Eukaryota; Euglenozoa; Kinetoplastea; Trypanosomatida; Trypanosomatidae
Source: the annotation of a GenBank genome assembly
AUGGUGCUGCGGCUCGCCACCGAGAAGGACGUGCAGCAGCUCCAUGGUACCCAGACGGAGCUUGAGCACCGCGCGAUCGACGUCUGCGCGCAGCGGGUGCUCGAGCACGAGCUCUCGAUGGUCAUCGUCGACGCGGAGUACCAGUUCGAUAAGAAGAAGCUGACGUUCUUUUACCAGGCCCAGCAACGGCUUGACUUUAGGGAUCUCGUGCGCGACCUGUACAAGACCUUUAGAGCUCGAAUUUGGAUGGAGCUGGUGGAAACGUGA